Messenger RNA from Lethenteron reissneri (Far Eastern brook lamprey), 2022 nucleotides. RefSeq names its product voltage-dependent anion-selective channel protein 2-like. NCBI's taxonomy places the organism in Eukaryota, Metazoa, Chordata, Hyperoartia, Petromyzontiformes, Petromyzontidae. Gene Ontology annotation, cellular component: mitochondrial outer membrane. The record is from RefSeq and is a predicted model, not a curated record. Gene Ontology annotation, biological process: monoatomic anion transmembrane transport. Gene Ontology annotation, molecular function: voltage-gated monoatomic anion channel activity.
GCGGAAGUGGCGCGCGGCGUGAGAAGGGCCCCCCCCCGCCGCUCGCCAUCAACGCGGCGCCGACGCGAGCAGCUGACGGGGAGCCGCGGCCGCGGCGUCUGCGCCUUGUCCGUGUGCGGUCCGUGUCGGGAGCGCGAGCUGACGGGGCGACAGGAAACCCCGCGGCAUCGAGGGGACGUCGCGCGCCAGGGGCACCACCACCUGCCCCGUGAGGGCCUCCUGUGGCUCCCCCCCGUCUCUCUCCUCCCUUCCCUGUCCCCUCCCGCGGGGCCAUGGCGCGGUGCGAGGAGAAGGCGCCGCCCUUCUUCGAGAGUCUGGGCGAGGCGGCGCGGGAAGUCUUCACCAAGGGCUACGGCUUCGGGCUCGUCAGGGUGGACUUCACGACCAGGGCGGCCAGUGGAGUGGAAUUCAACACCCGCGGGGCGUCCCACACGGAGUCUGGCCGCGUGAGUGGCGCCCUGGAGACGCGCUACCGCUGGCCCGAGCGCGGCCUGCGCCUCGUCGAGUGCUGGAGCACCGACAACUGCCUGGGGACCCGCAUCUCGGUGGACGACCAGUUGGCAAAGGGGCUGCAGUUGGUUUUUGACACAAGUUUUUCUCCAAACACUGGCAAGAAGACUGGGCUGGUGAAGGUUCUAUAUGCACGACCAUUUGUUUCGGCCACAACGGAUGUGGAUGUGUCCUUGGAAGGGCCCAUUGUGGCCAGCUCCGUGGUGCUCGCAGCCCGAGGCUGGCUCGCCGGGUACCACAUGGGGCUCGACGUUGGCAAAAGGAAGAUCACUUCUAACCGCAUUUCGCUGGGAUACAUGACCGAGGACUUCCAGCUUCUUACCAACGUAGUUGACGGAGUGGAGUUUUCGGGUUCCUAUUUCCAGCGUGUGAGCGAGCGGCUCGACACGGCUGUGCGUCUGGCCUGGAGUGCCGGUGCCCCCCACCCACGCUUCACUUUGGGGGGCACCUACAAGAUCGACCAGAAUGCCUCCGUGUCGGGGAAGAUGAACAGUGCAAGCCUGCUGGGACUGAGCUACACACAAGCCCUGCGGCCUGGAGUGAAACUGAGUUUCUGUGGACUACUCGAUGUAAAGAAUAUCAACUCUGGCGGUCACAAACUUGGGCUGGGCCUGGAGCUGGAGGCUUAGUCUCGUCAUGGCCGGAGGGCGGUGCGCGCGUGAUGCACACGUGCAAGUACACGCGUGCGACGCGGGUUCCGACACAGGGCUCAUAUUUGCACGUUAAGGAAUUUUGCACAUGUAUAUAUACUCCUUGCAAUUAGCACGGUUGGCUACAUAUGAUGUGAAAGCAUUUCAACAUGCAUACACAUGGAUAUGUGGAUACAUAAGGAGACCCUAAUCUCUGUCGAUACACUACGGUUAAAACAAUGUUAUAAUGUGAAUAAUUGCACAGUUUAUAUACAUUCUUUGUUUCUGGAACUUAUAUAAAUCUAUGUAUAAAUGCUACAAAUGUAAACUGAUGCGAAAUCAAAUAUAACAUUCCUGUGCACGAUAAUAAAUGUCCAAACGUGUUAAAUCUGGGGCGAUUGUACAUUAAAAACUAAACGGUUUUAGUGAAUUGUGCAAGGUUAUGUGAUUGCAGUAUAUGGAAUUGUGGGAAUGUAAACUGUUCCGCAGUGGCUAAUCUUUCGCAGUGUUGUGAUGAGCAGUGUAAACUAAACCUCCAACAGUGGUCUCCACUGUCGGGUGAAUGGCCCCCCACACCACCAACACCCGCUCGGUGGUGCUGCUGCUACAGUGGACCUCGCACCCGCAAACGUGGUCCUCACUCCGUUUCUCAUUGGACAUAUUCGCAGGCUUGCUGCCUCAGUAUAAAUCCAAGUGUGUAUCUCUCCGUGCUUGGCACACUUUCCAAGUUGUGUUUUGUUGGCAGUAUCUAUGUUUGUGAUCCACACUUAAUAAGAAAUUCGGUGAAGAACCCCUGUUAAUUCAUGUCCUGCUGUAUACUUUGUGGCGUGCUCUAAAAGCACUGGCUGCUGCUGUCCUUGCAUUAAAGCAUUUAUCCGACAAG